GUUUCGAUAAAAAAAGAAAAAGAAAAAGAAACUCUUCCAAAAUGGCCUCAUUCUUGACCAAAAAACAACCAUUUUUGUUACUAUUUCUUUUUUCCAUCAUUGUCACAAAUUCCGCCAUGAUCAAUGCUGCUUCUUCUCCUACAGCAAAAUCUCAAGUUUUUCCCACUGAUGUUAUAAUGGAAAUUCUUCCGUUCAUAGAGAAGAUUGGAGUAUUCCAACAAUAUGAAUGUUGGAUAGCACUUCCUUUGAUUGGAGGAGUUUGUACAACUGAUAUAUUGAGGUACAUCAUUGGACCUCAGAAUGGGAUUAUAAGUAUCCCUUGUUGUAAUGUUGUGAGGAACAUUGUGGAGAAAUGUAACCUUCGCAAUCUCCCGUACAAUCCCAUUUUUCCUCCUACGGUGCUUGGUGUAUGUGCUUGAAAUGAUGAACAAUUGAUUUUUUGUUUGAUGCAAUUGGAGUAUAUGAGUUAGCCAAUGUUGAAUGUUGUUGCUCAAAAAAACGAAAUUCCAUUAAUUAGUUUCAUUUUCC
Oldenlandia corymbosa var. corymbosa is the source of this 528-nucleotide messenger RNA. NCBI's taxonomy places the organism in Eukaryota, Viridiplantae, Streptophyta, Magnoliopsida, Gentianales, Rubiaceae. The record is from the annotation of a GenBank genome assembly.